CAUCUCGAACUCAGUACUCAGUAGAACUCAGUAGUUAACUGUGCUCGUCACUGAUCAGUCGACAAAGUUGAUAUAGGUACGCUGGUGUUGUAUUUUUGUAGAAAAAUACAUAAUAUUUUUUUGUUUGGAUAUUUUCUUUCUUCAUUUUAUUUAAAUUAAUUCGAAACGAUGGCAAGUUCAACCCUAGAACCAGGUCAGAUUAUCAAGCCAAUCAUCGACCAUGAGGGAGUGAAGUCACUGGCCGAGCGACUGUACGGUAUCUCAGUCUUAGAGCUGAAGGAACUGAACGGCUACGAUGACAAGAACUACAAGAUUGAGGAGGACCCUAACGUGAAGAACCCGUUGAUCACGUCACACAGCGAACAUGGAUAUGUGCUGAAGAUCAUGAACUCUAUAGACUCACAAAACCCGUCCGUCGUCGAGGCCCAGAAUGAGAUUAUGAACUUUUUGGGUACUCGCUCCAUCACAUGUCCGAAACCAAUCCGCAACGUGUAUGGUCACCUGCACUCCAUCGAGAACAUUGGAGGCAAACAGCACGCCGUGCGCCUGCUGGAGUACGUGCCUGGCGAGCUGCUGCAGGGAGUGCCCAAGUCUGAGCAGCUGUACUACCAGGUCGGGGAGUUUGUGGCCAACCUGGAUAAUAAGCUGCAGAACUUCAACCACUCCGGGCUGGUGACUCGCGAGCACACGUGGAUGCUGACCAAGGUACCCGAGCUGGAGAAGUUCAAGUACGUCAUCAAGGAUGCUGAGAAACUGGAACUCGCUGAGGAGGUAAUAGAAGAGUUCAAGUACGCAGUGUUGCCACGACUGGACGAGCUGGAGAAGGGUGUAAUCCACGGAGACGUUAACGAGAUGAACGUACUCGUCGGCCUGAAGGAGGGAGGCAGCAAAUCCGACUACCGAGUGACUGGCAUCAUCGACUUCGGUGACAUCCAAUACUCAUACUACGUGUUCGAGCUGGCCAUCACGAUGACGUAUAUGAUGCUGAUUGCUGGAGACCCUCGCGUCGGAGGCUACGUCCUCGCUGGGUACACGGUCAACAGGCGUCUGCCUGACGACGAGUACAGGCUACUUAAGACAUUGAUCUCAUCCCGCUUAAUCCAGAGUUUGAUUCUUGGGGCGUACACUAUUGAACAGGACCCUAACAACACGUACGUUACAUCGACUGAAAGAGCUAACGGUUGGGAGUUAUUGAAGAAGAUUCGCAAGUCGAAGCCAACGGAAGAUGUCGACCCAACUGACUGGAAAGAAAUCGCCAAUGAAUACUUGACCAGGAGCUAAUUUCCUCAGUAACAGAAGUUUAUUGUUUGUACAAAUUAUUUUAAAAGUGUUUGUUAUUGUAUUAUUCUUUUAUUUUAAGGUUUUGGAAGAUAUUUAUGAUAUUCCAAGGCCCAGGAGCCGAACAAUUUUUAAAUAUUAUGGAUAAUAAUAAUAAUAAUUGAGAUCAAUGCAAUGUAGUAGAAAUUAAGAUGUAUUAAUUAGAACUUAAAGUUAAUGUAUUAAUGUUCGUUUUUCAAUGUCGUCGUAGUGUUUCGUUUACAUACUAGGUAUGUUUUUAUAGAUGGUUUAAAAUUCCAAUGUUAAGAGUCGUUGUAUUAAAUAAAGACUAUUUAUUAAACACAACAUA
This is a messenger RNA of Spodoptera litura, 1627 nucleotides long. RefSeq names its product hydroxylysine kinase. The record is from RefSeq and is a predicted model, not a curated record. Gene Ontology annotation, molecular function: amino acid kinase activity. NCBI's taxonomy places the organism in Eukaryota, Metazoa, Arthropoda, Insecta, Lepidoptera, Noctuidae.